This is a messenger RNA of Setaria italica (foxtail millet), 1678 nucleotides long. RefSeq lists its product as uncharacterized. The coding region runs from base 931 to 1443 and encodes 170 amino acids. The record is from RefSeq and is a predicted model, not a curated record. Lineage: Eukaryota; Viridiplantae; Streptophyta; Magnoliopsida; Poales; Poaceae. The transcript has 2 exons.
GGACAAGACAUUGAAGAGGAUAGAUCGAAUCAAUAGCCAACUCCUCUCGUCGUCCUCGCCUCCAAAUCGAGGUAGACCCCAAACCCUAGCUAUUCCCAAUCCGGCCGCCGCCGCUGCGGCGUCUACCGAUCCGUUAGAUCCAUGGCCGCCGCCGCUGCCGACGACUCCGCUAUACCCAACUGGGUGAUGCUGGAGCGCUUCGUCUUCCGGAGGGACGACCCCAAGUCCUUCCGCGAGGACAAGAGGACCUUUGCUUCCGGCACCACCCCCGCCGGCACUCAAUUCGACGUCUCCUUCAUCCUCGCUGAGCCUCCCACCCCCUCGCGCCUCUACCUCUCGUGGCCGGAAGGCCCCAAGCAGGAGGACCGGUGCCACCUCGCGUGGCGGCCAACCGCAACCUCGUCCUCCUCAGGCUCGACUACCUCAUCGACGAAUCCGAGCCUUUCGGGGAGGCAGUGCAUGAUUACUUCAUCUACAUAGCUGAUCCCUCCUCACAGCGGACACCCCUGCUCAGACGGCUGCCUCACUGCACCGAGUAUAACGCUUUUUUUGAGAUGCCAGUUACUCGCGCGUUUCAGCCGCUGGCUGUUGGUCUGUUGUGCCAUGGCGAAGACGAGUUUGCCGUGGCGCAUCUGGCCAUAACCAGGUCUCGCAUAACAUCAGAUAUGCAAGCUGAGCUAUGCGUGCUACGCUCGUCAUUGUCCUGCAGUGAUGAUGCCAAAUGGGAGACCAAGAUCCUUCCGAUGCAGUACCAAGAUGAUGAAUACUCUGAUUUUCUGUACUGGGUGGUGAAUGGUGUAGUUCCCUUCAAGAAUGCCUUGUGCUUUGUUGACUACUCUAGAGGCAUCCUUUUCUGCGACAGCGUCUUUGAAGACAGCCCCAAGGUCUCCUACAUCCACUUUCCUCUGGAUACUUAUGUUCGAGUAGAUCAUGCCCAUGCACGCAAGGGGCUGUACCACGGCUUGUGUGUCUGGCCGUCGGUUGGUAUUUGUUGAUGUUGCCCGUCAUGAUGGAAAAGGUUUGGGCCCGAUGAUGCCCAACACUGGUUUCACCCUCACCUCCCGGACAUUGAAGAUGACAGGAAAUUGCACCACGCAGUGGGAGUGGAUUGAUGAUGCUGUUGUCACUACUUCAGGUCAACUGUGGCAUGCAAACACCAUCGAGAGUCUCCCUCAUGACAUUGUGAUGCUCCCAUUGCUGAGUAUGGAUAAGGCCAAUGCUGCGCACCUUGUAUUGUUUGACUGGGAUGAUGGCAGAGUCUCAUUAGUUUCCAUCGACUUGAGUAACAAGCAAGUGAUGGGCUCAGUCGUUACAUACAUCAAAGGGAAGGAUGAUACUGCUGAUGCUGACAUGAUCAAGGCAAAGCCAGGUUUCUUUGCACACUUUAUUCCAUCUGAAUUCCCCAAGUUCCUGGAUCUCAGGAAGAGAGAGAAUCAUCCAUAAGUCCUGUCACCAUAUCGGCCGUCAUGUGUGUUGCAUCUUCAUUGUCCAGUUCGUAGAUGACGUUGUGCUGGAUUCUACUGCUGACUUUGUUGAAGGGCUACUUCAAUUCUGAGUUUAGUGCUCAGCUUUUGUGUGUUCGCUGCACUUGUGUACUAUAAAUAGCCAGGAAAAACACCUUUACCAGGCUCAUGCGUUGAACUAUAUGAUAAUGCUAGAUGAUGUGUCCAUGCCUUGC